Danio rerio (zebrafish) is the source of this 2149-nucleotide messenger RNA. NCBI's taxonomy places the organism in Eukaryota, Metazoa, Chordata, Actinopteri, Cypriniformes, Danionidae. The record is from RefSeq and is a predicted model, not a curated record.
UUUGUUUCACUUUAAGAGGCGGAUUCGCCUGUGCACACACUGUGUGUUUAUUACGAGCCUUGAAGUGGCACAUGGAAGCGAUACAGUGCAAUCACAGACUCUAAAUAUGGCGAAACCUACAGUCACGGACAGCACGCGGAGCGACGGGGAAGUUUUUUUGUAUUCUGCAUUUCACAACAGCGAGGAGUAGACGAGUUGUCAUAUUUUCUGUGCGUAUAUUUCGGCUCGUAUCAACUAGUUUCACCAUAUGGUUCUUCUGCUGCCACAUACGCGCAUGUAAAUGCGGCAGCGUUGGCGACUCCCCUCUGCUCCGACACUCACAGCUGGGCAUUAUCGGCUCUUUUGGAGGAACUCUGGAAAGCUGAAGACCGGUAAGGAGAGCAGGGACUGGGAUGGAAGAGCUGUCAAGCCCUAACAGACGCAAGUAAGCGGAGAGAUUCAGUGAAUUAGACGCGAUGGCAGCGUCAAGUAACUCCAGUCUGUCGGGCUCCUCUGUCUCUUCGGAUCCUGAAGAUUAUCAGCCACCAAUAUGGAAGUCCUACUUGUACCAGCUACAGCAGGAAGCACCGAGACCAAAGAGGAUCACAUGUCCUCAGGAGAUGGAAAGCAGACCGAAAUACUAUGGUAGAGAGUUCCACGGUCUGAUUUCCAGAGAGCAAGCAGAUGAACUUCUGGCGGGGACAGAAGGUGCUUAUCUCAUCAGAGAGAGUCAGAGACAGCCAGGAACAUACACACUUGCUUUGAGAUUUGGAGGCCAAACUCUCAACUACCGACUCUUCUAUGAUGGAAAGCACUUUGUGGGAGAAAAACGUUUUGAAUCGGUUCAUGAUCUGGUUACGGAUGGUCUCAUCACUCUCUACAUUGAGACAAAGGCCGCGGAGUACAUCGCUAAGAUGACCACAAACCCCAUUUACCAGCACUUGGGCUAUACUUCUCUUUUGAGGGACAAAAUUACUCACAGACUCAACCGGACCCGAUCUGAGCCCAAAAAAGUCACUUUCCAGCAGGAUGAGAAGAUCAGCCCAUCGCCGCUGAGCAGACGGACCACACUCAAAGAUGGACCAGAGAAACACUGUAACUAUGAGAAGAUACACAACUUUAAGGUGCACACGUUCAGGGGGCCGCACUGGUGUGAAUACUGCGCUAACUUCAUGUGGGGUCUCAUCGCUCAGGGCGUCCGUUGUUCAGACUGUGGACUCAAUGUGCACAAGCAGUGCUCCAAACUGGUGCCCAGUGACUGUCAGCCAGACCUGCGCAGGAUCAAGAAGGUUUUCAGCUGCGAUCUCACCACACUGGUCAAAGCACACAACACGCCGAGGCCCAUGGUUCUGGACAUGUGUAUCAGAGAGAUCGAACACAGAGGUUUGAAAUCAGAGGGUCUGUACAGAGUGUCAGGCUUCACAGAACACAUAGAAGAUGUCCGACUGUCCUUCGAUAGAGAUGGUGAGAAGGCAGACAUCAGUGCCAACAUCUACCCAGACAUUAAUAUAAUUGCUGGUGCUCUGAAGCUGUAUUUGCGAGAUCUGCCCAUUCCAGUUAUCACAUACGACGUCUACUCCAGAUUCAUCCAAGCAGCGAAAAUAACAGACCCUGAUUCCAGACUGGAGGCAGUUCACGACGGUCUCCUCCAGCUUCCUCCAGCCCACUAUGAGACCCUGCGGUACUUGAUGACACACCUGAAGAGAGUCACAAUGUACGAGAAGGACAAUUACAUGAAUUCAGAGAACCUCGGAAUCGUUUUUGGCCCAACGCUCAUGAGGCCACCAGACCUGAACACACUCACCACUCUCAACGACAUGAGAUACCAAAAACUGAUAGUUCAGCUCCUCAUCGAGCACGAGGACAUCUUGUUUUAAAACAAAACAGCUGAAAUGAAGACUUCACAGACUUUAAAGAGCGUGUACAUUUUUAAAAAGCAGCCACACAUUUCGUAAGAUGGUGCUGCACUUAUGUGUUUCAAUGUGGUUUGACCGGUAAACUAUAGCCCUUUUCAAACUGUCAGUCCAAAUCCGCACUGCAAAGAAAAUAUCUGUUAAAGAACAAUUAUUAUGUUUUGUGAUUCACAAAUGUUUUUCUAUUUAUUUACGGCUGGGAAUUGCAUUAUGGGACUGUUAUCUCUGCUCUGUCCACUUUUGAUGUUGAAAAUUCA